Molecule: messenger RNA, 1335 nt
Organism: Bicyclus anynana (squinting bush brown)
Lineage: Eukaryota; Metazoa; Arthropoda; Insecta; Lepidoptera; Nymphalidae
Gene: Mob4
Product: MOB kinase activator-like 4
Exons: 4
Coding region: 198-875 (225 amino acids)
Cellular component (GO): cytoplasm
Source: RefSeq, a predicted model, not a curated record
UUUUUCUGUAGUUAAAAUAAAAAAUAGAAAUAUCUCUAUUCUCUGUCAAAUCGUGGACAAUCUUUGCCUUUGUUGAUAUUGAUCGGAUUAUUUUGUUUUUCAAUAAAACUGUAGGAAUCCUAAUUUUUUUUAUAACUGGCGGAUUAGGGUGAAGUGCAAAUCCACUGAGUGAAGUUGUGACUUCUGUAGCCUUAAAAAUGGCUGAUGGAGUUCAAGUCCUUCUUAGGCGUAAUCGCCCUGGAUCUAAGACAAAGGAUUUUUGUCGGUGGCCUGAUGAGCCUUUUGAAGAAAUGGACAGCACUUUAGCUGUUCAACAGUUUAUUCAACAGACUAUAAGACGUGAUCCUGCAAACCUGGAAGCAAUUCUGAAGAUGCCUGAGGCUCAGGAUGAAGGUGUAUGGAAAUAUGAGCAUUUGAGACAAUUUUGUAUGGAGUUGAAUGGCUUAGCUGUAAGGUUACAAAGUGAAUGUAAACCUGAGACAUGCACUCAGAUGACUGCCACAGAACAAUGGAUAUUCCUAUGUGCUGCACACAAAACACCAAAGGAAUGCCCUGCUAUUGAUUAUACCCGUCACACACUUGACGGAGCUGCCUGCUUAUUGAACAGCAAUAAAUAUUUUCCAAGCAGAGUGAGUAUAAAAGAAUCUUCAGUGGCAAAGUUGGGAUCAGUGUGUAGAAGAGUCUACCGCAUCUUCUCUCAUGCAUAUUUUCAUCACCGGGCAAUAUUCGAUUCUUUUGAGAAAGAGACACAUUUGUGUAAAAGAUUUACAUAUUUUGUGACUAAAUACUCUAUUAUAUCUAAGGAGAUUUUAAUACUGCCAAAGCUAGAUGAUGAAACUCCAAUAACCCAACCAGUGGGUGAAUCAGAAGCUUAAAUCAGCAAAUAUUUUUUCCUAUUUUAACUUAAUACCAGUAUUAUGCUGUCUGAAUUAUUGUCCUUAGGACAAUAUUUUUAUGAAACAACCUUGACAUAAUAAUAAAGUUUUAUGAAAUUUUUACCUCACUUGAUGAGGUUUUAAAUAUAUUAAAAGUUCAUAAAAUCAACUUUGUGAUUAAGUAGACUUUACUAUUAAAAAGCUAACCUUGAAAUGGUAACUAGUUUGUGGAAUCUAAUUAGGUUGGCAGAAACUUCCAGAUGCUCACAUGACACGGGUUUACAUCCCUUGGCUUAGAAUAAUUUGCAAACAAAACCAUGAUAGCAAAUUAUUUUCUAUUACUGUACAAGACAAUACUUGUAUAGAAAUUCUGUCUUUUUUUCACAUUUGUAUACCCAUUGUAAUGAAUGUUAGUUAAGUAUAAUUGAACUUCAAUAAAUGGUGUUCUUACACUACUAAA